This is a messenger RNA of Silurus meridionalis, 1310 nucleotides long. RefSeq names its product myosin, light chain 12, genome duplicate 1 (gene myl12.1). Gene Ontology annotation, cellular component: cytoplasm. The transcript has 4 exons. The record is from RefSeq and is a predicted model, not a curated record. The coding region runs from base 171 to 692 and encodes 173 amino acids. Gene Ontology annotation, molecular function: calcium ion binding. Lineage: Eukaryota; Metazoa; Chordata; Actinopteri; Siluriformes; Siluridae.
UUUUGUAUUAUUUUUAAAGCCCGAGCUAUAUUGUACACCCCUAUAACCCUAGUUGGGCUGAUCUUGAUAUCCUGUCCGGAAGCUGGCGCUCCGAUUAUCAGGAAGUUUGGGCGGUGGUUGAGAAGGCCGUCAGUUUCUUUGGUUUCAGGUAAUAUCACAGCAGAGGCAAGAUGUCCAGCAAAAGUCGUGUGAAGGCAAAGACCGCGAGGAAGCGCCCUCAGCGUGCGACCUCCAACGUCUUUGCCAUGUUCGAUCAGUCACAGAUCCAGGAGUUCAAGGAAGCCUUUAACAUGAUCGAUCAGAACCGUGACGGCUUUGUGGACAAGGAAGAUCUGCAUGACAUGCUGGCCUCUCUGGGUAAGAACCCGACUGAAGCCUAUUUGGAGGAGAUGAUGACUGAGGCUCCUGGGCCUAUUAAUUUCACAAUGUUCCUCACUAUGUUUGGAGAGAAACUGAACGGCACUGACCCAGAAGAUGUAAUCCGUAACGCCUUCGCCUGCUUUGACGAAGAAGGAACCGGCUUUAUCCAGGAAGACUACCUGCGGGAGCUUCUGACCACAAUGGGUGACCGCUUCACAGAUGAGGAGGUCGACGAGCUCUUCAGGGAAGCCCCAAUCGACAAGAAGAACAACUUUAACUAUGUGGAGUUCACGCGUAUCCUCAAACACGGAGCCAGAGACAAGGACGACUAAAUACAGAAACCUCCACGCGUCUCUAGUCUUUCCUUUUAAUCUUCGUUCUCACUUAAAGGAGCUUUACCUAACGAUUCUGGAAAUAUUCUGAGAUAAAUGCCAACCUCAAAAAUCUGCCAGGCUGCUUUUUGUUUGUGUGUGAUUUAUUUAAAGGUAAACUUUAAGGGGGAAAACGUGUUUAGUUUAAGACAAAUCACGUGUUAAUGUAUAUCACCCUGUUUUUUGAACGUGUCCAGAUUUGGACUUGGCACAGUUGUUUGUUUUUGGGGUAUGAGGAAGUUUCACAGUGGGUUACUUUAAACAUAAUUAAUUCUGUUGUGUUUAUGCCUUUAUUAAUUAUAUUUGAUUAUAUCUAUGUAUUUUAGUCCCUAAUUGUUUAUCCCACUAAAGUGUACCUUUAAGUAAACACAACAAACACUUGAUGUAGAUGCAGCAGAACUGCACAUAACAGUCUUGGACCUUCUGGAGGUCUAGUUUCUCAGUGCUUUAACGUGGUAAAAUGUGAAGAGGUGGUGGGGUCCAUAAGCAUAUUUGCUGUUAUGUACCGAUCUAGCUAAAUUUUUACAUUUUAUAAUAAAUAUGAACUUUUUUUCAAUAAAUCACCUAAACUGAAACGUC